AUGAGGUACUUGUGUCCCGCGCAGCUUCUGAGUCUCCUGCUGUUGGCACUGCUCAAGGCCCGGCUCUCAGUCCCAGCUCAUCCCAUCACCAAAAGCUUUCUGCCGCUGACGAUCAGCACUUGGAACUACACGGACGCCAACCGCGAGGCAUGGACCGUGCUCCGGCAGGGCCUACGGCGGACGCGCCAGUCCGUGAUCCAAGGCUGCCUGCACUGCCAGAAUUCGAACAGCUGCGGCCGCCUUCUGGGCGGUCACAGCGCUCCCAACAGCUCCGGCGGGAUCACCCUGGAAGCGGCCCUCAUUGAUGGCGCAAGCAUGGACUACGGGGCUGUGGCCGGAAUGCCAGGGAUACGCAAUGCCAUCGGAGUGGCGCACGACGUCCUGAGGUACACGAACCACUCGCUGUUGGUGGGCGAGAAUGCCGCCAGGUUCGCCGAGGCCAUGGGACACAAGAAAGAGGUUCACUCUCUUUCGACCACUUUGGACGUCCUGCUCCCCUGGCUUCUGGGCAAAUGUCAGCCCAACUUCUGGCGGAAUGUGCGGCCGCUGGCCAACGACAGCUGCGGCACGUACUCGCCGCUGCCCCAGGAGCAGCAGCAGCGGGAGAUGCGUCAGGAGUACCCCAUCGAGCCGGGCCACCACGAUCAAGUGGGCUUCCUGUUCCUGGACACGGAAGGCCACCUCCAUGCGGCCAGCCUCUCGAGCGGCACGCGCUUCCGCAUCCCCGGCCGAGUGGGCGAUGCUGCUGUGCCCGGAGCCGGCAUCUAUGCCGAUAACCAUGUGGGCGGCGCCCUGGCCACCGGAGACGGGGAUGUCCUGAUGCGCUUUUUGCCCGCCUUGUUGGCCGUAGAGGCCCUCCGCGACGGACAGUCUCCGGCCAGUGCCGCCGAGGCGGUGAUGCGACGCCUUCUCAGGCACCACACGGAGUUCAAUGGCGGCCUGGUGGUGGUCAGUCGAUUGGGUGUCUACUCGGCGGCCUGCGCCGGUCUGGAUGAGUUCCAGUUUGUGGUUAGCGGCGAGAGCAGGGGCAGGUCCAUGCGUCGAGUAGAGAGAAUCAAAUGCUUGAAUCGCCAUGAAGUCGUAACCGGAGGACCCCGGGGAGAUUUCUAUGUAGCCCCCAAGAAGAUAUGGGCGGCCGGGGGGAAGAUAUCUUGAUGCAGCGAGUGGAGAAAAUUACGCUUAACGAAGGAGUUGAUUCCCGAGAGUUUGAGGAGGAAUGCGUAGAAGACAAGGCCGCGGAAAUAGACGAGGAUGAAGGGGAGAAAGAGGAGGAGGUACGAUCCCUCUUAGACGAAUCUCCGGGAGAUCUUUUGCUCCAUCAGCUCGGCCUUGCGUCACCUUUUCCCUUCCGUUUUCCUUUUAUUUACUUUUGAGGGGAAAAAACCUUGCCCUCUGCCGACCCCCUCCCCCGCUGCAGCUCUGCAGCACACAAUUGGUACAACGAUUUCAGUUUUCCAGUUUUCCAUUUCGGGUCCUUUCGUUUUCCUUUCCCGCACUCGUAUCCCCAAUUCAUCUGCUUUGCAUAUUUCUUUGUUAUUUUUCAGUAUUAUUUUCCCUUCUUUUUCCAUUUCGGGGGCUUAGUCUCCCCCCCUCUGGACCACCCCCUGCCUUGCGAUUGUGUAACGUAAUCCCCUCGUGUUGGUUUCCUUCGAAAAUCUGCUGUAAAUGUAUGCAAAUAAGUACAGUUGUGCUUUAAUUUGUGCGAGUCCCACAAACUUUUGACGGGUGUGACCUAACCAUUAAAGUUUUUCCGGGAAAGUUUUCAAUUGCGGCAAAGGAAAACAAAGGAAAAUCUGCGGGGAUUGCUGUAAGCUAACUAUUUUUGACCAGUAUUACUACGAAAUAUGCUAUAUACCAGAGCUUGUACUACAACCACAAUCUACUCGUGGAAUAUCGUUCGUCAAAGCUCUUGAAGAGCUGCACUCCAUUCAAUUAAAAACGCAAAUGUCUUACUCAGCCUUAUCUAUCACACGCCACGAUUAUAUUUUUGUGAGUCAUAAAAAUUGAUUGCAAAAAGUCGCUGCGAUCCGCGGCGAUAAGUCAAAGACCCACAGGCACAGAAAAUACCAAUUGGCCGGCGAUGGGCAAUCGAAAGGCAACCAAGAAAUUGACGACAAUAAAAACACUAUAAAUGGGGGAAGUGUUAUUUCUAACGAGGGGGAACGUUGUGAGUUGCUGCGGACACCGCAACUCUACAGUUAUACCCGAUACUAAGUCAGUACGAAACUUGGAACAUCAAGAAUAGCAACAUCUGAGUGGACCAUGAUCGUAUACUAUGACUUGGACCCAUAUUGGAAGGAUAUGCAACUAAUGUCUGCUGGAAUUUCAGAGUUACGAUACAUGUGCCCUGAAUUAAAAAAUGUUCCGGCAUGUAACUCCAUAGUUCAACACUUUCAACAUGUGUAUAACGAGCUACAAGCAGGAAGCGUUUUAAUGAAAAACUCUCGAAAACGCAGAUCGCCGCUGGACAUCAUAGGAAAUGUAGCAAGCAGUCUUUUUGGUGUUCUCGACGCAAAACCAAUGAAGACUUUCUACUACAUCUGCUCCAAAACCAAACAUCAAUUGUCGACGCGACAAUAAACGUAGUCAGAAAAGACAAAGUAACAACUGAUAAUCGCAUAAAAAUUUUGGAACAGCAUAUGGCUACCAUCAACCGAGAAAGAGGGUCAUAUCACAGCGAUCAUCUGACUCAAGCGUACUUAGGACUAAUAGCACAAUUAAACCUGCUCACAACAACUCUCCAACGAAUGCAGUCCGACAUAUCUGAUGUCCUAAUCGGUAUUCAUCAUCGGAGAAUAAGCCCCACGCUGGUGUCUCCCGAGCAACUAACAGACCAACUAGACCAGAUACGGGAUCAUUUGCCACAAGAUCAAAUGCUGCCGGUCACAACGAAGGAGGUGAUUCAACUAUACAGAAUCAUGCGAGCCGAAGGAACCCCGACUGCAAAACACGUCAUCUUCAAGCUGACGCUACCGCUGGUCUCAACAGCUCAGCUCGAAGUCUUCAGCAUCAUCCCAAUUCCGUUUUGGGACUCAACAAGCUGAAGUCUAUUUGACCUCAGAACCACCAUAGUAAGGGUGAACAUCCACCGAGACCAGUUCAUGGGCACUACCCAAGAGGAAUUCCGACGUUGUCUUAAAGUACACAACGAGGAGUUCAUCUGCUUUGACCAUCAGACGAUCUUCAAUGUGGACAAUCGCUGUGAGUUUCAACUGUUUAACAAUAAAACAGAAACACUGUGUCAGGUAACACACACAAAGGCUGACACGGUGUGGCUAAAAACUCAGCAUCCAAAUAAAUGGAUCUUCGCAACGCAUUCUACAACUAAACUUCAAGCAGUAUGCAACGGAGUUCCGUCAACCAUCACACUGGAAGGAACUGGUCUACUCUCCAUGUCCCCUGGUUGCACGGCUCGCAAUACUGAAGUAAGCAUCAGCACCUUCAGCACCACAAUCAGCGAAGUAAAAUCGACUUACACUCGGUUUGGUGACGUGAGCCCGCCGGAGACAUCACCCUCGCCACCAAUGUGGCAACUGAAGAACCAGACAUCAGACUUUCUUCAAGAACUUGAUGAUCUACGCCAGCAACUAUCAGCCAUCAAUCAUCACGAGCUGCCACACCAUCUCACCACCGUGCAGCACCAUCAACUCGCUGCUUAUGCAGCCCUAGCAAUAUCAAUUCUAUUGAUCAUUGCCUUCAUUUUCCGGAAGAAGUAUCAACUAAGGAAUCCAAGGCCAUCAAAUCCCGAUCCAGCCAUGUCAUCACCCCCUAUACCCCUAUAUAUAUAUAUACCCCUAUACCAGUUUCAACGGCCGGGAGAAUGUUCAGUUGCAGAAAUAUGCUUAAGUAAUAGUUUAUAAUACCCGUCGGCAUGACACAGUGGCACCGUGACACAGUGCUCUAGUUAACAUGUAAUAUAAUACCUCACGACAACACACUGGCCACUGCAGUGAGUUCUGCUGACAAUGCACUCUCUUCGCAGAGGGCAAAGACAGCGGGGCAGUUGCUGACCAUCAAAAUAUCGCAAUUGCCCACCAGACACUAAAAUUAUCCAUAAUACCCAAAACAUAUAUUUUACAGAC
This is a messenger RNA of Drosophila miranda, 4082 nucleotides long. RefSeq names its product L-asparaginase-like protein GL17509. The record is from RefSeq and is a predicted model, not a curated record. Gene Ontology annotation, cellular component: lysosome. The transcript has a single exon. The coding region runs from base 1 to 1155 and encodes 384 amino acids. Gene Ontology annotation, molecular function: N4-(beta-N-acetylglucosaminyl)-L-asparaginase activity. Lineage: Eukaryota; Metazoa; Arthropoda; Insecta; Diptera; Drosophilidae. Gene Ontology annotation, biological process: protein deglycosylation.